Messenger RNA from Fomitiporia mediterranea MF3/22, 687 nucleotides. RefSeq lists its product as uncharacterized. The annotation marks the transcript as partial. NCBI's taxonomy places the organism in Eukaryota, Fungi, Basidiomycota, Agaricomycetes, Hymenochaetales, Hymenochaetaceae. The transcript is spliced from 2 exons. The record is from RefSeq and is a predicted model, not a curated record.
UGGAAGCGUCCUGAGGCUGUAAGAGCAGUACACAACAUGUCUUCUUGCCUUCCGUAUCUUGAGGAGAUGUUCGUUGCUUUUCUGGAGGGGGCAUUGACGACCUGGGAGCGUUUCACGUCAGAAUUUGGUAGUGAUGGACUAAUAGCAGCACUUACAGAGGGAGAAAGGGAUGUAGCCUUCAUGCCGGCUACAAACGAUGCGAACGAAGGUGCCCUCGGGGCAUAUCGAGUUUUUAUUCGAAAAAAUCCUACUGCGACCGUUGAGCGUUUUAAUUCGAUAUACAUUUACAUCAGAAACGGCACCGAGGAAUUUGUAGAAACUUGGCUCACUGAUGACGAAAACCAGAAAUAUUUGCGUACGCAGGCCCGGAACCGCGAUACAGAGCAGAGAGACAAGAAACGCCGUCUUUCUAUCCUUGAGGAGCAUAUCCAUGAAUAUGCGUCCUCAAAACAGCGAGAAGAAGAGCGAGCACAGAAGCGUGUAAAGCGCAAUGAGCGAAUCGAUGCUGUCGAGAUACAGAUGGAUCGAGACGAGGUAAUGAAAAUGAAAGCAACGGAACUGAAGGCGCAACUAGACAAGCUUAGGAGGAAUGAUACCCAGAUACCCAUAGAAUCAAGGAUGAGGACUAAAGCGGAAAAACUCCGGGAACUACUUCUAGCAUUAGAUAGACUUAAUACUGUACAAUAG